CCUCUCUUAUUCAAACUUCCACCUGUUUGUUCGCUUGCUUGCUGCAACCACGCGCUCCUUGCCCUUGCUGCGUGCUCCCGAUCUCGCCGGCCGGAGCAGCGAAUUCCGGCCAUGGGCAAGGCGGCGAGGUGGUUUCGCAACCUGUGGGGCGGCGGCGGCAAGAAGGAGCAGGGGAGGACGCCGGCGGCGGCGGCCAAGCCUGCGCCGCCCCCGCCGGACAGGAAGAGGUGGAGCUUCGCCAAGUCGUCGAGGGACUCCACGGAAGGGGAGGCACAGGCGGCGGCGGCGGCGGUGGUCGGAGGGAAUGCGGCGAUCGCCAAGGCGGCGGAGGCGGCAUGGCUCAAGUCGAUGUACAGCGAGAAUGAGAGGGAGCAGAGCAAGCACGCCAUGGCCGUCGCCGCGGCGACCGCCGCGGCCGCGGACGCGGCCGUGGCGGCGGCGCAGGCGGCCGUCGAGGUCGUCCGCCUCACCAGCCAGGGACCACCCAACUCGUCGGUGUUCGCCGUCCUGGACCCCCGCGGCCUCGCCGUCGCCGCCGUCAAGAUCCAGACAGCGUUCCGAGGAUUCCUGGCGAAGAAGGCGUUGCGAGCUCUCAAGGCGCUGGUGAAGCUGCAGGCGCUGGUGCGUGGCUACCUGGUGCGGAGGCAGGCGGCGGCGACGCUGCAGAGCAUGCAGGCGCUCGUCCGCGCGCAGGCCGCCAUCCGCGCCGCCCGCUCGUCGCGCGCCGCCGCGCUGCCGCCGCUCCACCUCCACCACCACCCUCCCGUCCGGCCGCGCUACUCCCUGCAAGAGCGGUACAUGGACGACACGCGGAGCGAGCAUGGCGUGGCGGCGUACAGCCGCCGCCUGUCGGCGAGCAUCGAGUCGUCGUUGUACGGGUACGACCGGAGCCCCAAGAUCGUGGAGAUGGACACGGGGCGGCCCAAGUCGCGGUCGUCGUCGGUCAGGACGAGCCCUCCCGUGGUCGACGCCGGCGGCGCCGGCGAGGAGUGGUACGCCAACUCGGUGUCGUCGCCGCUCCCGCCGUUCAACCAGCUCCCCGGCGCGCCGCCGCGGAUAUCUGCGCCGAGCGCGCGCCACUUCCCGGAGUACGACUGGUGCACGCUGGAGAUCAAGGCCAGGCCGGCGACGGCGCAGAGCACGCCGCGCCUGGCGCACAUGCCAGUGACACCGACGAAGAGCGUGUGCGGUGGCGGCGGCGGCGGUGGCUGCGCCUACGGCGCGUCGCCUAACUGCCGAGGCUACAUGUCCAGCACGCAGUCGUCGGAGGCGAAGGUCCGUUCCCAGAGCGCGCCGAAGCAGCGGCCGGAGCCGGGAGUCGCCGCCGCCGGCGCUCGCAAGCGGGUGCCUCUGAGCGAGGUGAACCUGGAGGCCCGGGCGAGCCUGAGCGGCGUCGGCAUGCAACGGUCGUGCAACCGCGUCCAGGAGGCGUUCAGCUUCAAGUCCGCCGUGCUGAGCCGCUUCGACCGCUCGUCGGAGCCGGCCGCCGAGAGGGACCGCGACCUCUUCUUGCAGAGGAGGUGGUGAACAGCAACGAAUCAAUCGCCGUUCGCCAUUACAAGACAUUAGCAAGUUCAUUACUGCGACUAUUUCCAUAGCCCUAUUUCCAUCGAUCGCCAUAGCCUCUAUGCGACAUGGCGAUCAUGUUCUCUUCUUCCCUGUGCUCCGGCUCCCCAUUGUCGUCGUCUCCGAGCUGCCACACCUGCUUCUUGCUGACAAGUGACAAGCAAGUGUACGGGGAGAGAUUACUUUUUCUUUUCACCUUUCUUUCUCUGAAUUAACAGUGCACUUUGAUGUACAUUCUCUCAAUUCUCCCAUCAAAUCAAAUCCAAUCCCGUUGUUUUGUACUGCUUCA
Oryza brachyantha (malo sina) is the source of this 1855-nucleotide messenger RNA. Its product is annotated as protein IQ-DOMAIN 14-like. Lineage: Eukaryota; Viridiplantae; Streptophyta; Magnoliopsida; Poales; Poaceae. Gene Ontology annotation, molecular function: protein binding. The transcript is spliced from 3 exons. The record is from RefSeq and is a predicted model, not a curated record. The coding region runs from base 112 to 1527 and encodes 471 amino acids.